AAAUACAAGCGGUCUCCAGCAGGCGACACACUGAGCACAACACCGCGCAGAGCCCUGUAGCUGGUCACCUCGGCACCAGGCAUCACUAUGGCCCAGGAGACCAAUCAGAGUCCAGUUCCUACGCUCUGCGCCACAGGUUGUGGUUUCUAUGGCAACCCAAGGACCAAUGGCAUGUGCUCCCUCUGCCACAAGGAGCACUUGUCCAGACAGAACAAUGGAGGCAUGAGUUCCAUGGGGCCAAUGGGUGGCGGUGGGCUUUCCCUGGGGUCAUCAGAGGCCUCCUCCAGGAGGAGGCUGGAGGCCACCCUCAACGCUGUGGCGGCGGCGGAGGCCGCUGCAGCAGCCGAGGACGCCGCUGCCGAGGCAGCAGCAGCGACCGCCGAGGCCGUAGCGACUGAAGUGCUCAGCGGAGGGGCGCCUCUCUCGAUGACUCGGCAGAUGUCGAGGCUAAGCCUCUCUUCGGGGGAUUGUGGAAACUCAGCCAAUCAGGAGUUAGAGGAGCCUGUGGUCACCCAGCCGACAGCCACUGCCUCCCCACUUGGCGCCGUUGGGGGGGAAGGAUCAGACCUCACUGAGCUGCUCAAGCCAAAGAAGAAUCGAUGCUUUAUGUGCCGUAAAAAGGUUGGCCUUACAGGGUUCGACUGUCGCUGCGGGAACCUGUUCUGCGGCGGGCACCGAUACUCGGACAAGCACAACUGUCCAUACGACUACAAAGCCGAGGCUGCCGCCAAGAUCCGCAAGGAGAACCCCGUGGUGGUGGCCGACAAGAUCCAGAGAAUAUGAGCGGUGCCCGCAGACCCACCCCUGACCGUACCCUGCCGAGCCCACCGCCUUGGACUAAAAGAGAGAUGGCCCCCCCUAAGCCUAGCUUGAAUUCUGAAGGACCACUUGUUGCAACAAAAAAGACUUUUGUUUAUUUUCUUCUUCUUCUUAUUAUUAUUAUUAUUAUUAUUGAGAGAUUCUUUUUUUUUUUUUUUUUUCUGCUUGUAUUGUGGUUUUUUGAGAGGGGACGUUUCGGGAGGUGUUUCUAAUGGAGGAACACGACGUAGAACGUGUGGAAAGAACAGCCGGUUGAGGAGUUCCUUCGGGGGCCGGUUGUGGCGGCGAGAAAAGUGAAACAAAAGUGUGACACCGCUCGCAUCGUGACGGCGGCCGGCAUUCAAUCGGAUCCUUUAGAGACGUCGUCGGGCCUGAUUGGGUGGUGCCGUCUCACGGUGCUCAUGGGGGACACCUUGGACCCGCUGCCUUAUGGAACUAGACUGUGAUGUCUGCGGUAAUAGCAGCAGCACCAACGCGUCCAUAACCCGCUGAGGCGUUCGGGCAGAACGGACUGUCUCGCCUCCUCACUCGUGAACAUUGUUUUCCUUGUGUGGUAAUGAAAUAAAUGUAUUGAACCGCUACACACACCCACACACACACCCACCCACCCACACACACACACACACCACAAAUGGAGGAGUGUGUGAAAUAUUUUUUCUUUCUUUUCCUUGCUGACUGGCUCAUCUGGCCAUGUUUUGCACCUGAGAAACGGUUACGGAUUAGGUUGACUGUUUAAAAGAAAAGGAUUUCCCCUUGUGUGUGGAAUGAAGGGCUGGAAGCUGUGAUGUGCUUUAUAUUCAUUAACCUGGAUGGCAGAAGCCUUUCAGGCCCGUUAACCUUUCUUCUGUUAGACAAACCAUCCAUUGAACGGAUUUCUAUCCGUUAAGACGCCUUUUUAUCCCGUUAAUGUUUUUUAUUUUUAGUUUUUUUAGAUAGUGAGGAUAACAUUGGAUUUGGUAGCGUAGGUAGGCUGAACUUAAAUUAAUUUUCACAGGUUUGAAUGGCUCGCUCUACUAAUUUAAUAUCAGUUUUUUUUUGUUGCCGUGGAAGAUGACACAUUUCUGUUUUUGCAUUCUUUGUAUCAAGUGAGUGUGAAUUGUGUGGAGGGACAUAGAGGGUUGUCUGAGAGCAGUUAACGUUUGCCACAGUGACUUUGUGAAUCCAUGGAUAGCAUUUUAUUUCCUUCUGUUAAAUCUGUUGUGGGUGUGUGAUCGUAUUUUCAUUUUAUUUUUUGUUUUACGUUUGUACAAACGAUCUUUAUUUAUAAACUGCUGUGCACAUAAUCUUCCUACAAAUAUUACUGCAAAUAGCACAUCAUGUAAAUAAUAAAACCAUCAGAGAUAUACAAUAAAA
Molecule: messenger RNA, 2172 nt
Organism: Gadus morhua (Atlantic cod)
Lineage: Eukaryota; Metazoa; Chordata; Actinopteri; Gadiformes; Gadidae
Product: AN1-type zinc finger protein 5
Exons: 6
Coding region: 88-783 (231 amino acids)
Molecular function (GO): zinc ion binding; DNA binding
Source: RefSeq, a predicted model, not a curated record